AUGAAAUACAGAGUUCCCGUGGUUCAUCAGGCUCUCGCUCGGUGGGACACAAAACGUCUCUAUAAUUUCUUUGAUUAUGUUUUGUCUGGCGAUAAAUUUAUAGAACUCUCAGAAAAAUACACAGUAACCAUUGCUACUCAUAGUUCUCCAGAGAAGUUACAUUCUCUUGUGGAGGUGUCACAACAUUGGACUGGCCCAAUAUCAGUGUCUGUCUUCACAUUGGCUGAAGAAUUCUUAGUAACUGAAUUAUAUAUCGCAUAUCUGAGACAAUGUUUUCAUCAAGUAAGAGAUCAAAUAAGCUUCCAUUUAGUAUAUCCACACGAUUAUCCACCGAUUAAUUAUAUUAAUUCUACAUUUAAUUAUAACUACAGUUGCGAAAACCCUGAAUCUGUACUUUCGGAGUUAAUGAAACACAGGAAUUCGAGAAUUAUAGAAUUGAAAAAUAAGAUGUUAUACCCACAGAACCACUUGAGAAACCACGCACGGAGGAACUGUAAGACCGAGUAUAUUUUCCUUACUGAUGUAGAUAUAAUUCCUAGCACUGGGAUGGCUGAAGUUCUGGAUGAGUUUCUUAGAAAAUCAAAGUGUGAGAAAUUGUGUGCUUACGUCAUACCAGUUUACGAAAUGAGCGAAAAUGUUAGUUUCCCACAGAAUAAAUCUGAAAUGAUAAAAUUGGCAAAUAAUGGCUUGGCAAGACCAUUCCAUCAGAAAAUAUAUGCAGAUGGUCAUUUUUCAACAAAUUAUAGCAGGUGA
Cryptotermes secundus is the source of this 753-nucleotide messenger RNA. Its product is annotated as beta-1,4-glucuronyltransferase 1. NCBI's taxonomy places the organism in Eukaryota, Metazoa, Arthropoda, Insecta, Blattodea, Kalotermitidae. The transcript has 2 exons. The record is from RefSeq and is a predicted model, not a curated record. Gene Ontology annotation, molecular function: glucuronosyltransferase activity. Bases 1 to 753 code for a protein of 250 amino acids.